Durotheca rogersii is the source of this 1803-nucleotide messenger RNA. RefSeq lists its product as uncharacterized. The coding region runs from base 1 to 1803 and encodes 600 amino acids. Lineage: Eukaryota; Fungi; Ascomycota; Sordariomycetes; Xylariales; Xylariaceae. The record is from RefSeq and is a predicted model, not a curated record. The transcript has 2 exons.
AUGCCUUCUAACGACUCCGAGCACUCGGCCACCGACAUCAUCACCUACAUCGGUGUGCCGCUAGCCGUCCUCGGCGUCUUGCCCAUCCUCUAUAAUACCGUUGCUACGCUAGCUGCCCUAUCCAAGAUCAAGCGCAUGCUCCGGCACGGCCGACUGACGGCUUUAACACGCAGCGACGUCGUGAACCGCGUCAUCGAGGUCGAGCUGCCGCGCUACGCCGUCACGCCUUGCGACCGGUUCGCCGAGACGGACCUGUACUGGCGGCUGUCGCGCCAGCCGAGCUCGAUCCCCGGCGGCUCGUGGACUACCUUCAACUGGCAGUCGCGCGCAAUCGGCGCCAAGACCCAGCGCGUCGAGUACGCCGACCAGCUGCGCCAGCCCCAAGUCGACGUCGUCUUCUCCGAGCUCGUGGCCUACCUCCUCGAUCUUGGUGCCGUCCCGGACGGCCACGGCUGGAAGCUACUACGCUCCACGGGCCUGUGGACCCCGACCGGCUGCGCCCUCAUGAAGUCACCCGACGGGUUCCACGACGCCCUCACCAUCGCGCCCCUCGACGACUCCGACGGCCAUCUGUCUCUCAAGGCGAACUGGUCCUCGGACUGGACCACGAGGGACAUCUCCUCUCUGCCCCCGUACUGGAUAAAGCUGCCACCGCCCCCGCUGCCGCCACCCGCGAAGGCUACCGAAGACGCCGAAUCUGCGAGCGGCUCCGCGCCGCGAGACGAAGAGACACGCUCUUCGUCGGAGAGCGCUCACGGGAAGGAAGACGGAGGAAAGGACGGGAAGAGUCUGCGCAGCAAGGAGUCCCUAGACUCGAUCCAGAAGCAGGUCGAGAAGAACGCGAGAGCGACCAUCACGUGCCAGAUCUCGGUGGUCGGGCUCGUCGCGGCCCUGACCCAGGACGAGGACGGGAUGCCGAUCCGGCCGUCGACGGCCGGCCCGCAGAGCCUGUACAUCGAGCACCUGCGAACGCGGGGCGGGGGCGGGGGGCUGACGGCCGGGGCGUGGUUCGCGAGCGUGGCGACGGCGUACGGGACGAGCAGCCAGACGGUGCUGUGGAAUUACCAGGUGCCGGAGGCGGUGCUCGGGUUCGCGCGGCGCGACACGGUGCCGUGCGGGGUGCUGGUGCUGCUCGGCGUCGUCGACGACGCCGACACGCCCGAGUGGGACGCCGGCGCCGCCGCCAACGACGCCCAGGAGCAGGCCCGCGACCUCUUCAUCCGCCGCACCCACGAGCACCACGCCGCCCUCCAGGCCGAGGCCCGCAUGCCCCCGCCCCAGCGCGAGGCCGCCGCGCGCGACCGCAUGCAGCGCGAGAUGGCGCAGCGGAUGCAGGACAUGCGCGACCGCACGCGCCUCGAGAACCAGCGGCGCGAGGCGCGGACCUCGGAGGCGCUGCAGAGCCCGAAGUGGGACGCGAAGCUCGUCGCGGAGCACAACCUGCGGUGGCUCGCGCGGCGCAGCGAGGAGCGGGCGGGGUCCCCCGGCGGCGGCCCGCCGGGCUUCCACGUCGGCGCGGCGCAGUCGCUGCGCGACGUCGUGGGCGCGCUGCUGCACCGCAUGGUGCUCGACGGCGCGUUCGCCGCAUCGAUCUGCCGCAUGCUGGACUUGUGGAAAGCGUGGGCGGACAACGGCGGCAUGCGCCGGUCCGACCUCGAGGCGCUGCGCGCGGCCCAGGAGGCGUUCGCGCUGGCGAGCCUGCUCGUCGCGCUGCUGCGCGACACGUCGACGGCCCACGAGGGCACGCUCUCGCUCGACCUGCAGGAGUGCCUGCGCAUGUGGAGGAUCGUGCGCCUCGGCUGA